UAUUGCAGGCAUGGAGAUAAGACCACUGCGAGGGAUUGAAAAUUUGAAAAGUAUACUGAAAAGAGUGUAUAAAGACUUGGAAUGGCCGCAAGAUUUGUAUCGAAUUAACCGAAUUGUCGAAAUUUGUUAAACAUGGAAUACAACCUUAUCAACCUCUUUUACCUUUUCGUUUUUGUCAUCACUUUGAAACUGUUGUUCUCCAGAAGGUUGAAAAACCCACCACCGGCUCCACCGUCUCUUCCAAUAAUCGGCAACCUAUAUCAGCUGAAAAAACAGCCACUGCACCGCGCCUUGCACGACCUCUCACAGAAAUACGGUCCUAUCCUCUCUCUCCGGUUCGGAUCUCAACCCAUCCUCGUCGUUUCAUCAGCAUCUGCUGCGGAAGAAUGUUUCACAAAAAACGACAUCGUUUUCGCGAAUCGUUUUCACUCCACCACGUCCAAGUAUCUUGGCUUCAACAACACCAUUAUCACGGCAUCAUCGUACGGCGACCACUGGCGCAACUUGCGUCGUAUCAGCUCCUUAGAAAUCCUCUCUAAUCACCGCCUUAACUCGUUUUUGGGAGUACGAAAGGACGAGACCAUGAAGUUGCUUCGAAAGAUGGUUAGAAUCUCUGGUAAAGAAGAAUCAGCGAAAGUAGAACUGAGACCCAUGUUUGCAGAACUCACGUUCAACAUAGUGAUUAGAAUGGUGUGUGGAAAACGCUACUACGGUGAGGAAUACGACGGCACCACCGCUGAGGAGGCUAAGAAGUUCAGAGAGCUCAUGAAUGAGAUAUCGCAAUUUGGGUUGGGGUCCAACCUCGGAGAUUUUGUGCCGCUUUUCAGAAUUUUUCGAAGUCACAAAAAGUUACGAAAGGUUGGAGAGAAGCUAGAUGCGUUCUUCCAAGGACUCAUUGAUGAGCAUCGGAAUAAGAAGGAAAGUUCAAAUACCAUGAUCGACCACUUGCUUUCCUCGCAGAAGUCACAACCUGACUAUUACACUGACCAGAUCAUCAAGGGACUUAUUAUGGCAUUAUAUGUGGCUGGAACAGAGACUUCCGCUGUAGCAUUGGAGUGGGCAAUGUCUAAUUUGUUGAACCAGCCAGAGAUAUUAGAGAAAUUAAGAAUUGAAAUCGACAUGGAAGUUGGAGAAGAGCGUCUGAUAGAGGAAGAAGACGUUCCCAAAUUAUCAUACCUUCAGAAUGUUAUAUCUGAGACUCUACGAUUGCAUCCACCACUGCCCAUGUUAUUGCCCCAUUUAUCCUCUCAAGAUUGCAACGUGGGAGGUUAUGACGUGCCACGUAACACUAUGUUAAUGGUGAAUGCAUGGGCCAUACAUAGGGACCCGAAGCUGUGGGCUGACCCGACAAGCUUUAAGCCCGAAAGGUUUCAGAAUGACCCAGUGGCUGCACACAAAUUAAUGCCUUUUGGGUUGGGAAGGAGGGCAUGUCCUGGUGUUGGCAUGGCCCAAAGAACUAUGGGCUUGACUUUGGGCCUGUUGAUUCAAUGCUUUGAGUGGAAAAGAGUUGGUGAGGAAGAAAUUGACCUCACUGAAGGACGAGGAACUAUUGUGGCCAAGGCAAUUCCAUUGGAGGCCCAAUGCAAAGCACGUCCAAUCGUUAGCAAGAUCUUCUAAAUUUGUCUAAAUUUAAGUUGUUGUGGAUGUUCAAAUCAUCUAUCAUGUUGAAUUAGUAGCCUCUAACAUAUUUUUUGUUUCUAUAUACAUUUAUAAUGUAAAGAAAAUGAGAAAUUCUAGGAUGAACCAUUAGGUAGUCCACCAUAUGUAAUAAAAUUUCUGGUGUUUUGAGUGAUCGCAGU
Messenger RNA from Vigna radiata var. radiata (mung bean), 1799 nucleotides. Its product is annotated as cytochrome P450 81E8-like. Bases 133 to 1617 code for a protein of 494 amino acids. NCBI's taxonomy places the organism in Eukaryota, Viridiplantae, Streptophyta, Magnoliopsida, Fabales, Fabaceae. Gene Ontology annotation, molecular function: monooxygenase activity; oxidoreductase activity, acting on paired donors, with incorporation or reduction of molecular oxygen; iron ion binding. The transcript has 2 exons. The record is from RefSeq and is a predicted model, not a curated record.